ACAGUACCAUAAAAUUUCAGGGUGCCAAAAAAAGGCUCUUUUUCAUUUUUAAAAGUUUAUCACUUACCUUUCAUCUUCUCUUUAUGAAUUUGAUAAAAGGACUUCAUAAGUUGGCUUUGUCGUGUAAAUUUUUUGAAGGGAAGUAAAAGAAACUCUUCAAAGAGAAACAUUAUUUAUAUAUCAUUAGAGGGUAGAGAAGGAAUCUUUUCAUUAUUUUGCAUGAAAGUUCCUUGCAAUUUCUUUGUUUUGGAGCUCCUUCCUUUUUUUUCAAUAUAAACUCAUAAACUCAUCAACUUCUCAGCUUUGAAUUGUGCUAAAUAAUAAUAUACAUAGAAAUGGGAGUUGGAGGAACUCUAGAGUACUUAUCUGAUCUAAUGGGAAGUGGCCACCACCAACACAAGAUCAAGAAGAGGAAGCAAUUACAGACGGUCGAGUUGAAGGUGAGGAUGGAUUGUGAUGGUUGUGAGCUUAAAGUCAAGAAAGCCCUCUCUUCGAUAAAUGGAGUAAAAUCAGUGGAGAUAAACAGGAAACAGCAAAAGGUGACAGUAAUGGGGUAUGUGGAGGCAAAUAAGGUCCUAAAGAAGGCCAAGUCAACAGGGAAGAAAGCAGAGAUUUGGCCUUAUGUGCCAUACAACAUGGUGGCUCAUCCAUAUGCUGUUUCUUCUUAUGACAAGAAGGCUCCUCCUGGAUAUGUGAGGAGAUUGGAGGCCACCACUGGAAUGGUUACUACAUAUGAAGACUCACAUCUCACCAACAUGUUCAGUGAUGAAAACCCAAAUGCAUGCUUCAUUAUGUAGAUGCUGAGGAAAAAAAUGUUUUUUUUAGCAGAAUAAUGUAGAUUUUUUAGUUUUAAAUGUAGUGGGUUAUUUUGUUUUUCUCUAUUGUUUCUAUUCUUAAGUAUUUGUUUCUCUAUUGUGUGGCAAAUUGAGAAAAUGGGAAGUGAUGUUGCUGCUAUUAUGGUUUUGCCAAAUCUCUUAUUUGAUGAGUUCUUUUGUUAUU
Molecule: messenger RNA, 999 nt
Organism: Lathyrus oleraceus (garden pea)
Lineage: Eukaryota; Viridiplantae; Streptophyta; Magnoliopsida; Fabales; Fabaceae
Product: heavy metal-associated isoprenylated plant protein 23
Exons: 2
Coding region: 336-797 (153 amino acids)
Molecular function (GO): metal ion binding
Source: RefSeq, a predicted model, not a curated record